Messenger RNA from Perca fluviatilis (European perch), 2273 nucleotides. RefSeq names its product diacylglycerol kinase beta-like. Gene Ontology annotation, biological process: lipid phosphorylation; diacylglycerol metabolic process; intracellular signal transduction. The record is from RefSeq and is a predicted model, not a curated record. The transcript is spliced from 19 exons. The coding region runs from base 419 to 2167 and encodes 582 amino acids. Lineage: Eukaryota; Metazoa; Chordata; Actinopteri; Perciformes; Percidae. Gene Ontology annotation, cellular component: plasma membrane. Gene Ontology annotation, molecular function: ATP-dependent diacylglycerol kinase activity; calcium ion binding.
AGCAGUGUUAAGGGUUAAUUCUGCUCUCCCUCUUUCCCUCUCUCUCUCUCUCUCUCUACUCCACUCCACUCCACAGUUCCGGCGAUGCUGCUCUUACCAGAGAAAAACAAACACAAUCCACAUACUCAUACACUCACAUGCAGCGGAGAGGGCUGCUGCUCCUUCGUCUCCUCUUUCAUACACAGAUACUCUGUCUAAUUACAAACAAUCCACUUCUGCCUCGCAGUUGACAGAAGACCCGGAGGAGGAUACAGCAGGAAUGUGACUGAGGCUCUUCAUCUGAAAAACAUCUGCCCGGAGGACUCCUCCCUCAUCCUCUCUUGGUGGUUCCCUCUAGCUCUGCAGAAGCGUGUGACGCCCCGCUGUGUGUUGCUGCCCGGGGAAUGCUCAGAGGACGGAUAAACGAGGUCUGAACACAAUGAGCAGCCAGGACAAAUGGGUCACACUGACCCCAGCUGAAUUCGCCCUGCUACAAGAAUACACUCAGUACUCAACCAAGAAGCUGAAGGAUGUGCUUCAGGAGUUCCAUGGAGAUGGUGUGUUAGCUAAAUACAAUCCAGAGGAGAAACAGGACAUCCUCAGCCAGGAGAUUGACUUUGAGGGCUUCAAGGUCUUCAUGCAGACGUUCCUGGAGAGCGAACUCCCCGAAGAGUUCUGUCAACACCUCUUCAUGACGUUUAGCAACAAGGGACCCAAACCCAGUCCCUCAUCUUCUGACAAACCCAGAGUCUCUGGGCUGAAGCUGAUCAAAGGCAACGCAACCCCUCUGAAGACGGCCGCGUUGCCCCAACCUCUGGAUACGGUGCAGCUAAAGGACAUUGUGUGUUACCUGUCGCUGCUUGAGGGCGGGCGUCCUGAGGACAAGCUUGAGUUUAUGUUUCGCCUCUAUGACACUGAUGGAAACGGGUCUUUGGACAGCUCGGAGCUGGAGCACAUUAUCUCCCAGAUGAUGCAUGUAGCCGAGUACCUGGAAUGGGAUGUGACCGAGCUGAAACCAAUCCUCCAAGAUAUGAUGCGGGAGAUCGACUACGAUCAUGAUGGCACAGUGUCACUGGGGGAGUGGAUCCAGGGAGGCAUGACCACCAUCCCCCUGCUGGUCUUGCUGGGCCUGGAGACGAAUGUUAAAGAUGACGGGCAACAUGUGUGGAGACUGAAGCACUUCAACAAGCCGGCCUACUGUAACCUGUGUCUCAACAUGCUAAUUGGACUAGGGAAGCAGGGACUGUGUUGCUCAUUUUGCAAGUACACAGUCCACGAGCGCUGCGUGGCUCGCGCUCCGCCGUCUUGCAUCAAAACCUAUGUCAAGUCCAAGAAAAACACAGAGGUAAUGCAUCAUUUCUGGGUGGAAGGGAACUGCCCCACCAAGUGUGACAAGUGUCACAAAACCGUUAAGUGUUACCAGGGCCUGACUGGGCUCCACUGUGUGUGGUGUCAAAUCACGCUCCAUAACAAGUGUGCCUCCCAUGUGAAACCUGAGUGUGACUGUGGACCCCUGAAGGAUCACAUCCUGCCCCCAAACUCAAUCUGCCCCGUCGUCCUGGAAAGGCAGUCGACGCUCAGGAAAGACUCCCGGUCCAGCCAGUCGAGCCGGGGGAAGAUGCAGAGAGCCAACUCGGUCACAGUGGACGGCCAAGGACUGCAGAUCACAACAAUAGAGGGCACUCAUCCUCUGUUAGUGUUUGUCAAUCCGAAGAGCGGGGGGAAGCAAGGAGAGAGGAUUUACAGAAAGUUCCAGUAUCUUCUGAACCCGAGACAAGUGUACAACCUUGCCAAGAAUGGACCCAUGCCAGGGCUGAACUUCUUCAGAGAUGUUCCAGGCUUCAGAGUGCUGGCCUGUGGAGGGGACGGCACCGUGGGCUGGAUCCUGGACUUCAUAGAUAAGGCCAACCUGGACAGGAACCCCCCCGUGUGUAUACUUCCUCUUGGCACGGGCAACGACCUGGCAAGAUGUCUGCGAUGGGGAGGAGGCUAUGAGGGCGAGAGCCUGCUGAAGAUCAUGCAGGACAUCGAGAACAGUUCAGAGGUGAUGCUGGAUCGCUGGAAGUUUGAUGUCACACCCACAGACAAGGAGGAGCGAGGGGACCCGGUGCCUUACAGUAUCGUCAACAACUACUUCUCCAUUGGAGUGGUGAGUCACACUUACAGUCAGUAUUCGUGGCACUGGUGAGGCAGGAGAACUAGGGAACGGGAAUCUUGAGUUGUAUAUACUGUAUAUUAUAUAGUCCUUGGUUGAGAAAGUGAAAGAUCAUACCAAGGGCUAGGUACCAGUUUCA